AUGACUGUGGAGUCCAACGUGUUGGUGUUAGCAAAGGUUCGCCAUUCUCAGAUGCUGAAUGCUGCCCCUCUGCGUCCAUGGAUCAUAGCUAACAAAGAUGGGACAAUAGAAGCAGCACAUUGUGAUUGCAAGGCUGGACUAGAAUCAGUGGUGAGCCUAUUCAACAGCGGUCAUCCCAGAAACUUCCUGAUGUCCCGAGACCAUCAGCUGCAGACAGACUUGAAAUAUUGCACGACUUGCAUCGCGUGA
Messenger RNA from Knipowitschia caucasica, 249 nucleotides. The record is from the annotation of a GenBank genome assembly. Lineage: Eukaryota; Metazoa; Chordata; Actinopteri; Gobiiformes; Gobiidae.